AUGAGCGCCGAUGAGGUGGCCGUGGCGGCAAAUGCGAGCGAAACUAGUGAUAUUGUGACUGUAGCAACGGCAAUGUUCGUGGCGGUCGUCGGAAUCAUCGUUGUCCUUGCCGAGCUCGGCCUCCCAGAAGAACAGCUUGAUGACGCUGAUCGGCCACAACUACGCGCUAAGCGACAAUACGGAUACGAUAGCUACGGAUGGGGUGGUGACUACUGGUACGCCGGGCGCAUCUUCGGCAUCAUUAUCGGCAUCCUGUUGCUAAUCUGCUGCUGCUGCGUGCCGCUGAUCUGCAUCUUGGGAGUGUGGUUCCUCGGCUGGUUCGGCAUCAAGCGACGUCAAGAAGCGAAGCGAAAAGGCUUCACCACGCAGCAAGCCCCUCCCACCACUGUCCCCCAGCCACAGAACGUGAUCCAGCUACACUCCGAGCCCCAGCCCAUCAUCCGGAACAUCCACACCCAUAGAACACGCUCCCAUUCCCCGCCUAGAACCUAUACAGCCACCCAAGUUCCCGCAGAGCAUAUCGUCUACUCAGCCGAAGACCGCUACUACACCUCCUCCACCUCCCCACGGCAUAACAGCCGCAUC
This is a messenger RNA of Mesorhabditis spiculigera, 585 nucleotides long. The record is from the annotation of a GenBank genome assembly. NCBI's taxonomy places the organism in Eukaryota, Metazoa, Nematoda, Chromadorea, Rhabditida, Rhabditidae.